AUGCCGCGCAAGCAGCAAAAGGCAGCUGGCAGGGACGCAGGGCUGGAUGCUCCUGGGGAGCCCUCGGAGACGGCCGGCAGCAUUGCAGGCGUGUAUGUAGAGGCUUCAAAGAGGAUAAUGAGCUUCUAUGAGGCCACCAGAGAGCAUCUGCUGAGCCUGGAUUCAGCCCUGAGCCUCCUGGAGGCGCAGGCAGCCACGGGCUCCAUCUCCGACCCGCUGAGGAGCCGCCGUGUCCCCGUGGCAGAAGCCGUGAGGACGGGGCUGGUGGGGCUGGAGCUGAAGGAGAGGCUACUCUCGGCUGACAGGGCUGCUACUGGCUUCCUGGACCCCUACACUGACGAGAAAAUCUCCCUCUACCAGGCCAUGCAGAAGGAGCUGGUGGGGAGGGAGCAGGGCAUCCGCCUGCUCCAGGCCCAGCUGGCGACCGGAGGCGUCAUCGACCCGGCCACCGGCGGGCGGCUCCCGGCAGGGCUGGCCUGUGAGAGGGGGUAUCUGGACGAGGAGAUGAGCCAGCUCGCCUCCGGCCCCGGCAGUGAGGACAGCAGGGUGUUCCUUGACCCCAGCACCAUGGAGAAGGUCACCUACUCGGAGCUGAGGAAGAGGUGCGUCGUGGAUCCGGCCUCAGGCUUCCUGCUCCUGCCGCUGCAGGUCACAUUCCCGGGGCUGGGAGGGAGGGUGAGCAGCAGGGACCUGAUGGACUCUGGCAUCAUCAGCUCCGACGUGUUCCAGGGCCUUGAGGAGGGAAGAAUCUCUGCCCAGGAGGUGGCAGAGAAUGACAUUGUCCAGCACUUCCUGCGUGGGACGAGGAGUGUGGCUGGGGUUGUCCUGCCUUCUGGGGAGCAGAAGAGCCUUUACCAGGCACUGAGGGAGCAUCUCCUGGUGCCUGGUGCUGCUCUCGUGCUCCUGCAAGUCCAGGCCUCCAUGGGCAGCCUGACAGACCCCCUGAAGAAUAAAAGCUACUCCGUGGACGAGGCUGUCAGGGUUGGCCUCAUUGGCCCAGAGCUUUACGAGAAGCUGUCCUCAGCUGAGAAAGCCAUCACUGGGUACAGGGACCCGUCCACUGGAGAAAUGCUCUCCCUGUUCCAAGCCAUGGGGAAGGGCUUUGUUCCCAGGGACCAUGGCCUCUGCCUCCUGGAGGCUCAGCUGGCCACGGGCGGUGUCAUCGCCCCGGGCAGGCACCUCCGCGUCCCCAUGGAGACAGCCUGCGAGUGGGGGUACCUGGACGAGGCCACCAGGCAGCUCCUGUCCAGCCCUCCCGGUGACAUGAAGGGGUUCUUUGACCCCGGCUCCAAGGAGAAGCUGAGUUAUGCAGAGCUGCUCCAGCGCUGCGUCACCGACCCCAGCACGGGGCUGCUGCUACUGCCACUCCCUGGGGACAGCGGCGAAGGGUCCCAGGGGACACUCGGCUUCCUUGACCACAGGACCCAGACGGCUCUGGAAAACACGCAGGUGCCUGUUGCUGUGGGGAAAUUCAAGGGCAAGCCGGUGUCCCUGUGGAAACUGCUCUUCUCUGACUACAUCCAGGGCGAGCAAAGGGCUGCGCUGGCUCAGCAGUUCCUGGCAGGAGCGCUCUCCCUGCAAGGCCUGGGAGAGGCCGUCAGAGCCGCCGUUGAGGAAAAUGCUGCCACUGCUAACGUCACCUUCAAGGGCCUGAGGGAGCAGGUGACGGCUGACCAGCUUCUGAGCUCAGAAAUUAUCAACAAAGACUUGUUCAAGAAACUCAAGGAGGGAGAAACGUCGGCCAAGGAGGUGGUGGGCAUGGACACCGUCAGGAAGUACCUGCAGGGCACGGGCAGCAUCGGGGGGCUGCUACUCCCCGACUCCCAGGAGAAGAUCAGCAUCUACCAGGCAAAGCGCAAGGGACUCCUCAGGCCAGGAACGUCUCUGAUUCUCCUGGAGGCACAGGCUGCCACGGGGUUUGUCAUCGACCCCACUGCCAACAAGAGGUACUCCGUGGACGAGGCUUUACGAGCAAAUGUCAUCGGCCCGGAUGUGUACGAGAAGCUGCUGGCUGCGGAGAAAUCUGUCACUGGCUACCGAGAUCCUUACUCAGGGGCUAAGAUCUCCCUGUUCCAGGCCAUGCAGAAGGAGCUGAUUGUCAGGGACCACGGCAUCCGCCUGCUGGAGGCCCAGAUCGCCACCGGCGGCAUCAUCGACCCCGUCAACAGCCACCGUAUCCCCGUGGAGGUGGCCUACAAGCGUGGCUACUUCGACAAGAAGAUGAAUUUAAUCCUCUCAGACCCCAGCGACGACACCAAGGGCUUUUUUGACCCCAACACGCACGAGAACCUGACCUACCUGCAGCUGAAGGAGAAAUGCAUCACCGAGCCCUCCACAGGGCUCUGCCUCCUCCCUCUGAACAGCAGGAAGAGGCAGUUCGUGGACGAGGCCACAAGGCAGGUGUUCAGGAGCUCCUGGCUGCCCGUCAGGUUUGGGCGCUUGCGGGGGGAGAAGGUCUCGGUGUGGGACCUGCUGAACUCCGAGUACUUCAGCGAGGGCAGGCGCCGGGAGAUUUUCAACCACUUCCAGCUGAGGAAGCUCAGCCUGGAGCAAAUCCGGCUGAUGCUGGAGGAGGAGAUGAAGAAAUGGGCCCCCAUCAAGUUCCCGGCCAUGAGAGGCAACGUCAGCGCUUACCACCUGAUGGAAACCGGUGUCAUCGACAGGGCCCUGUUUGAGCAGGUGCUGGAGGGGUCGGUCACCCCAGAACAAGUCCUGCACAUGGACUCUGUCAGGAAGUACCUCUACGGCUCAGGCAGCAUCGGGGGGAUUGUGCUCCAGCCGUCCAACCAGAGAAUGAGCAUUUAUGAGGCCAUGAAGCAGAACAUCGUGGUGCCAGGAGUGGCCCUGCCCCUGUUGGAGGCCCAGGCUGCCACAGGCUUCAUUAUUGACCCCGUGAACAACCAGAAGCUCUGCGUGGAUGAGGCCGUCAAGGAGGGAGUCAUUGGGCCAGAUGUCCACGAGAAGCUGCAGCAGGCGGAGGGGGCCGUGACGGGCUAUAAAGAUCCUUUCACGGGCAAGAAGAUCCCUCUUUUCCAGGCCAUGAAGAAGGGGCUGAUCGCGGACAAGCAGGCCAUGCAGCUGAUGGAGGUGCAGAUGGCCACGGGAGGCAUCAUCGACCCAACGUGCGGCCACCACAUCCCCCUGGAGGCGGCCCAGCAGCGAGGCUGCCUGGAUGAGGACACCAGCAAGGCCCUCUCCAAGCCCAGCGGUGACCACAGAGUGUUCUGCCUCCCGGACAGCAGAGAGAGCGUGACCUAUGCCGAGCUCAUCCAGCACUGCCAGAAGGACGACGUCUCUGGCUUCCACUUGCUGCCUCUGGCACAGGCAGCUGCUCCUGCCUACACCGACGAGCAAAUCCAACGGAUCUUCAAGGAAACCAUGGUGAAGGAAAAAGGAGUCUCCCUCUGGGAGCUCGUGCACUCGGGGUAUUUCACCGAGGAGCAGAGGAGAGAUUUCAUGGAGAGGUUCCGGUCGGAGGAGCUGUCGCUGGAGCAGCUGGUGGCUCUGGUGCUCAGGCUGGUGGGGGAGAUGGAGAUGAAAGCCAGGACCCAGAUCUCCCUGGAAGGCCUGAGGGGCAGUGUCCCUGUGGUCUGGCUGCUGGACACCGGCAUCAUUUCCCAGAAGACGUUUGAAGAACUGGCUCAGGGUGUAAGGACUCCCGAAGAAGUGGCUGAAAUGGAGAGCGUAAAGAGGUACUUGAAGGGCACGGGCAGCAUUGCUGGGGUCUUCAUAGAGGCAUCCAAACAGAAGAUGAGCUUCUAUGAAGCCAUGAAAAACAACCUCCUCCUCCCUGGGGCUGCUCUGAGGCUGCUGGAGGCUCAGGCAGCCACAGGGUACCUGACUGACCCUGCCACAAACCGGAGGCUCAGCGUGAGAGACGCCGUGAGAGCGGCCGUUGUUGGAGAGGAGCUGUCUGAGAAACUCCUCCAGGCUGAGAGGGCUGUGACGGGCUACACAGACCCCUACACCGGGGGCUCCAUCUCCCUGUGCCAAGCGCUCAGAAAGGAGCUCGUCCCCCUGGCAGAGGCCGUGCCCUUGCUGGAGGCCCAGCUGGCCACAGGAGGGGUGGUUGAUCCCAUCCACCACCUCCACCUGCCGCUCCAGGCUGCCUGCAGGUACGGCUUCUACGACGAGGACCUGAACCAAACCCUCUCCCAGCUGGAUGACAGCACCAAGAGCUUUUUUGACCCAAACACCAAGGAGAACGUGACCUACCAGCAGCUGAAGGAUCGGUGCGUUCGUGAUGCUGAGUCGGGUCUGUGGCUCCUCCCUCUGUCGGAAAACGCGAUGUUCUGCGUGGACGAACAGACCAUGAAAGUGCUGAAAUCUGUGACUGUUUGUGUCAACGUGGGGCGGUUCAAAGGACAGACCGUGUCUGUCUGGGACCUCCUCAACUCUGAGUACUUCUCAGACAGCCAGAGAAGAGAGCUGGUGCAAAAGUACAAGGAUGAGAAGGCUGAAGUGCUGCAGGAAAUCACCACAAUUAUCACCACAAUCAUCCAAGAGACUGAGGCAAAAGGCAAGAAGUUCGCAUUCAAGGGCCUGAGGAAAAGAGUUUCCGCCAGUGACCUCUUCCAGUCCCAGCUGAUCGACAAAAAAACCCUCGAUGAGCUCAACCAGGGGAAGAAAACAGUCAAGGAAGUGACUGAAAUGGAGUCCGUCCGCAGGUACCUGGAGGGCAGUAAUUUCAUAGCAGGGGUCCUUAUCCAGCCAAGCAAUGAGAAGAUGAGCAUCUACCAGGCCAUGUGGAAGGGCAUCCUGAGGCCAGGGACCGCCCUGGUGCUGCUGGAGGCACAGGCAGCCACCGGCUACAUCAUCGACCCUGAGAAAAACAAGAAGUUUUCGGUGGAGGAAGCGUUGGAGGCGGGUCUGAUUGGAGGGGAGAUUUUUGAAAAGCUGCUCUGUGCAGAGAGAGCCGUGACGGGCUACACAGACCCCUACACCAAAGCCCCCAUGUCCCUGUUUGAAGCCAUGAACCAAGGGCUGAUUGUGAAGAGCCACGGCAUCCGCCUGCUGGAGGCCCAGAUCGCCACCGGCGGCAUCAUCGACCCCGUGCACAGCCACCGUGUCCCCGUGGAGGUGGCCUACAAGCGCGGCUACUUCAACCAGGAGAUGAACCAGAUCCUCUCAGACCCCAGUGAUGACACCAAGGGCUUCUUCGACCCUAACACGCACGAGAACCUCACGUAUAUGCAGCUCCUGGAGAGAUGCGUCCAAGACCCGGACACGGGGCUGUACAUGCUGCAGGUUGUAAAGGAGGGAGGAAAGUAUUUCUACAUUGAUGAGUCCACAAAGCAGGCUUUGCGCUCAAAGCCCCUUCAAGUGAAAGUUGGAAAGUUUAAGGACCAAACCGUUUCUGUCUGGGAAGUUCUCUGCUCUCACUACUUCUCGGAGCAGAAGAGGAAAGAGCUGGUGAUGCAGUACAAAAGCAAAAACCUAGCGCUGGAAGAGCUGAUAUCCCUCAUCUUAAAAAUCAUCGAGGACACAGAGCGAAGAGGAGAAGCCCUCAAGGUCAAAGGACUGCGGGGCGAGGUGUCGGUGUCAGAGUUGUUCAACUCUGAGAUAAUUGACAAGAAAACUCUGGAUCAGCUGCAGGACGGGAGUCUCACCCUUGCCAGCCUCACAAAGAGGGACACCAUCCAAAGGUACCUGGACGGCACCGGGUGCAUCGCCGGGGUUCUCCUCCCGCUGAGAAAAGAGGUGAUGAGCAUCUACCAGGCCCUGAAGAAAGGCCUCCUCACAGAGCAGUGUGCCCUGGGGCUGCUGGAGGCACAGGCGGCCACCGGCUUCCUGCUGGACCCCCGGAGCCACCAGAAGCUCUCUGUGGACGAGGCUGUGUCCUCUGGGCUGGUGGGCAGCGAGCUGCGCGAGCAGCUGCUGUCGGCAGAGAAAGCCGUGACGGGAUACACAGACCCCCAAACAGGAAAUAAAAUAUCUCUCUUCCAGGCUGUGAGACAGAAGGUAAUAGUCAGGGAUCAGGGCAUCCGCCUGCUCGAGGCCCAGCUCGCCACUGGUGGCAUCGUUGACCCCUGGCAUGGCCACCGCCUGCCCCUGGAGGUGGCCUACAAGCGUGGGCACCUGGACGAGGACACGUUCCUCCUGCUUUCGGAUCCAGAUCACGGCAGCAAAGGCUUCAUAGAUCCCAACACUCGCGAGAAGAUCAGUUACAGCCAGCUCCUGCAGAGGUGUGCCAAGGACAGGGAGAGCGGCUUGUACCUGCUGCAGGUCCUGGAAAAGGAAGGCGACUAUUUCUACAUUGAUGAGCAAACCAAAAACGCCCUGUUGUGCACCAAGGUCCAGGUGCCUGUGGGGAAAUACAAGGGACAGGUGUUAUCGCUGUGGGAGCUCCUCUGCUCCGAGUACAUCACAGAGGAGAAGAGAAAAGAACUGGUGAAAAAGUACAAGGUGGAAUCGCAACACAUUGUGCAGGGAAUCAUUGAGACAAUACUAAAGAUCAUCAGGGAAAAAGAAGAGGACAGAAGCGAUGUCUGGUUCCAGGGAAUCCGACAGCAGAUCACAGCAUCAGAACUGCUCAGUGCACAAAUAAUUACAGAGGAAACAAUAGAAAAACUCCAGAAAGGAAAAGAGACAGCACAAGAAAUAGCAAAAAUGGACAGUGUGAGGAGGUACCUUGAGGGAACUGGAAGCAUCGCUGGCGUGCUGGUGCCCUCCAAGACUGAGCCAGGCAAGAUGGAGAAGAUGAGCAUCUACCAGGCCAUGUGGAAGGGCAUCCUGAGGCAGGGCACGGCGCUGGUGCUGCUGGAGGCCCAGGCGGCCACCGGCUUCAUUGUUGAUCCAGUGAACAACCAGAAGCUCUCAGUGGACGAGGCCGUGUCCUCUGGGCUGGUGGGCAGCGAACUGAAAAACAAACUUCUAAGCGCUGAGAGAGCUGUGACGGGCUACACCCACCCCUACACGGGACAAAAGAUGAGUCUGUUCCAGGCCAUGAAGCAGGAUCUUAUCGUCAGGGACCACGGCAUCCGCCUGCUGGAGGCCCAGAUCGCCACCGGCGGCAUCAUCGACCCCGUGCACAGCCACCGCCUGCCCGUGGAGGUGGCCUACAAGCGUGGCUACUUCGACCAGGAGAUGAGCCAGAUCCUGUCCGACCCCGGCGACGACACCAAGGGCUUCUUCGACCCCAACACGCACGAGAACCUGACCUACCUGCAGCUGCUGCGCCGCUGCGUGCCCGACCCGGACACGGGGCUGCUGAUGCUGCAGCUGAUGGACAAGGGCUCCGCGCUCUACCAGCUGAGCGAGGAUGCCCGCAGAGCCCUGCAGGCCGCCCGCACCACGCUGGCUGUGGGGCUCUUCCAGGGCCAGAGCGUCACUGUCUGGGAGCUCCUCUUCUCCCGCUACGUCCCUGAGCACCGGCGCCAGGAGCUCCUGCGCCAGUACAAGGCGGGGACAGUCACCAUUGCGCAGAUGAUCGACCUCCUCACGGCCAUUGUCACCAGGGCUGAGGCCCAGGGCCACAGUGCCAACGGGGCCCCCAAGUCCACAGAAAUGGAGAUCCUGCCUGAACCCAUCCAGAACGGCAGCGAGCAAGAGCAGGAGCUGGAGCGGUCCCUCAAAUCCCAGACGGUGGAGGUCUCAGCAGGCGGCUUCCACGGCCGGAAGGUGUCUCUGUGGGAGCUGCUCUUCUCCAAGUGGGUGUCAGAGGUCAAGCGCCAGGAGCUGCUGGGGCGGCUGCGGGCCAGGAGCUUGGCGCUGGCUGAGCUGGCCACGCUGCUCACCCUCCUGGUGGAGGAGGCGGCGCAGCGCGGCAGCAGCGUGAAAUUCACGGGCCUCAGGAGGCAGGUGAGUGCCUCGGACCUGCUGGACUCGGGCAUCAUCGACACGGGCACGCUGGCCGAGCUGGUGCAGGGCGCCAGGACGGUGCAGGAGGUGACGCAGAUGGCCUCGGUCAAGCGCUACCUGGACGGCACGGGCGUCAUCGCCGGCGUGCUGGUGCCCUCCAAGGCCGACCCAAGCAAGAUGGAGAAGAUGAGCAUCUACCAGGCCAUGUGGAAGGGCAUCCUGAGGCAGGGCACGGCGCUGGUGCUGCUGGAGGCCCAGGCGGCCACCGGCUUCCUGGUGGACCCGGUCAAGAACCAGAAGCUCUCCGUGGACGAGGCCGUGUCCUCUGGGCUGGUGGGCAGCGAGCUGCACGAGAAGCUGCUGUCGGCGGAGAGGGCCGUGACGGGCUACUCCGACCCCUACACGGGGGACAAGAUCUCCCUGUUCCAGGCCAUGAAGAAGGAGCUGAUCGUCAGGGACCACGGCAUCCGCCUGCUGGAGGCCCAGAUCGCCACCGGCGGCAUCAUCGACCCCGUGCACAGCCACCGCCUGCCCGUGGAGGUGGCCUACAAGCGUGGCUACUUCGACCAGGAGAUGAGCCAGAUCCUGUCCGACCCCGGUGACGACACCAAGGGCUUCUUCGACCCCAACACGCACGAGAACCUGACCUACCUGCAGCUGCUGCGCCGCUGCGUGCCCGACCCGGACACGGGGCUGCUGAUGCUGCAGCUGAUGGACAAGGGCUCCGCGCUCUACCAGCUGAGCGAGGAUGCCCGCAGAGCCCUGCAGGCCGCCCGCACCACGCUGGCCGUGGGGCUCUUCCAGGGCCAGAGCGUCACCGUCUGGGAGCUCCUCUUCUCCCGCUACGUCCCUGAGCACCGGCGCCAGGAGCUCCUGCGCCAGUACAAGGCGGGGACAGUCACCAUUGCGCAGAUGAUCGACCUCCUCACGGCCAUCGUCACCAGGGCUGAGGCCCAGGGCCACGGUGCCAACGGGGCCCCCAAGUCCACAGAAAUGGAGAUCCUGCCUGAACCCAUCCAGAACGGCAGCGAGCAGGAGCUGGAGCAGUCCCUCAAGUCCCAGACGGUGGAGGUCUCGGCAGGCGGCUUCCACGGCAGGAAGGUGUCCCUGUGGGAGCUGCUCUUCUCCAAGUGGGUGUCAGAGGCCAAGCGCCAGGAGCUGCUGGGGCGGCUGCGGGCCGGGAGCUUGGCGCUGGCCGAGCUGGCCACGCUGCUCACCCUCCUGGUGGAGGAGGCGGCGCAGCGCGGCAGCAGCGUGAAAUUCACGGGCCUCAGGAGGCAGGUGAGCGCCUCGGACCUGCUGGACUCGGGCAUCAUCGACACGGGCACGCUGGCCGAGCUGGUGCAGGGCGCCAGGACGGUGCAGGAGGUGACGCAGAUGGCCUCGGUCAAGCGCUACCUGGACGGCACGGGCGUCAUCGCCGGCGUGCUGGUGCCCUCCAAGGCCGACCCAAGCAAGAUGGAGAAGAUGAGCAUCUACCAGGCCAUGUGGAAGGGCAUCCUGAGGCAGGGCACGGCGCUGGUGCUGCUGGAGGCCCAGGCGGCCACCGGCUUCCUGGUGGACCCGGUCAAGAACCAGAAGCUCUCCGUGGACGAGGCCGUGUCCUCUGGGCUGGUGGGCAGCGAGCUGCACGAGAAGCUGCUGUCGGCGGAGAGGGCCGUGACGGGCUACUCCGACCCCUACACGGGGGACAAGAUCUCCCUGUUCCAGGCCAUGAAGAAGGAGCUGAUCGUCAGGGACCACGGCAUCCGCCUGCUGGAGGCCCAGAUCGCCACCGGCGGCAUCAUCGACCCCGUGCACAGCCACCGCCUGCCCGUGGAGGUGGCCUACAAGCGUGGCUACUUCGACCAGGAGAUGAGCCAGAUCCUGUCCGACCCCGGUGACGACACCAAGGGCUUCUUUGACCCCAACACGCACGAGAACCUGACCUACCUGCAGCUGCUGCGCCGCUGCGUGCCCGACCCGGACACGGGGCUGCUGAUGCUGCAGCUGAUGGACAAGGGCUCCGCGCUCUACCAGCUGAGCGAGGAUGCCCGCAGAGCCCUGCAGGCCGCCCGCACCACGCUGGCCGUGGGGCUCUUCCAGGGCCAGAGCGUCACCGUCUGGGAGCUCCUCUUCUCCCGCUACGUCCCUGAGCACCGGCGCCAGGAGCUCCUGCGCCAGUACAAGGCGGGGACAGUCACCAUUGCGCAGAUGAUCGACCUCCUCACGGCCAUCGUCACCAGGGCUGAGGCCCAGGGCCACGGUGCCAACGGGGCCCCCAAGUCCACAGAAAAGGAGAUCCUGCCUGAACCCAUCCAGAACGGCAGCGAGCAAGAGCAGGAGCUGGAGCGGUCCCUCAAGUCCCAGACGGUGGAGGUCUCGGCAGGCGGCUUCCACGGCAGGAAGGUGUCCCUGUGGGAGCUGCUCUUCUCCAAGUGGGUGUCAGAGGCCAAGCGCCAGGAGCUGCUGGGGCGGCUGUGGGCCGGGAGCUUGGCGCUGGCCGAGCUGGCCACGCUGCUCACCCUCCUGGUGGAGGAGGCAGCGCAGCGCGGCAGCAGCGUGAAAUUCACGGGCCUCAGGAGGCAGGUGAGUGCCUCGGACCUGCUGGACUCGGGCAUCAUCGACACGGGCACGCUGGCCGAGCUGGUGCAGGGCGCCAGGACGGUGCAGGAGGUGACGCAGAUGGCCUCGGUCAAGCGCUACCUGGAUGGCACGGGCGUCAUCGCCGGCGUGCUGGUGCCCUCCAAGGCCGACCCAAGCAAGAUGGAGAAGAUGAGCAUCUACCAGGCCAUGUGGAAGGGCAUCCUGAGGCAGGGCACGGCGCUGGUGCUGCUGGAAGCCCAGGCGGCCACCGGCUUCCUGGUGGACCCGGUCAAGAACCAGAAGCUCUCCGUGGACGAGGCCGUGUCCUCUGGGCUGGUGGGCAGCGAGCUGCACGAGAAGCUGCUGUCGGCGGAGAGGGCCGUGACGGGCUACUCUGACCCCUACACGGGGGACAAGAUCUCCCUGUUCCAGGCCAUGAAGAAGGAGCUGAUCGUCAGGGACCACGGCAUCCGCCUGCUGGAGGCCCAGAUCGCCACCGGCGGCAUCAUCGACCCCGUGCACAGCCACCGCCUGCCCGUGGAGGUGGCCUACAAGCGUGGCUACUUCGACCAGGAGAUGAGCCAGAUCCUGUCCAACCCCGGCGAUGACACCAAGGGCUUCUUUGACCCCAACACGCACGAGAACCUGACCUACCUGCAGCUGCUGCGCCGCUGCGUGCCCGACCCGGACACGGGGCUGCUGAUGCUGCAGCUGAUGGACAAGGGCUCCGUGCUCUACCAGCUGAGCGAGGAUGCCCGCAGAGCCCUGCAGGCCGCCCGCACCACGCUGGCCGUGGGGCUCUUCCAGGGCCAGAGCGUCACCGUCUGGGAGCUCCUCUUCUCCCGCUACGUCCCUGAGCACCAGCGACAGGAGCUCCUGCGCCAGUACAAGGCGGGGACAGUCACCAUUGCGCAGAUGAUCGACCUCCUCAUGGCCAUCGUCACCAGGGCUGAGGCCCAGGGCCACGGUGCCAACGGGGCCCCCAAGUCCACAGAAAAGGAGAUCCUGCCUGAACCCAUCCAGAACGGCAGCGCCUCAAACUCCCAGAAGGAAGAGAAACAGAAACAGGAACAGGAGCAGGAGCUGGAGCGGUCCCUCAAGUCCCAGAUGGUGGAGGUCUCGGCAGGCGGCUUCCACGGCAGGAAGGUGUCCCUGUGGGAGCUGCUCUUCUCCAAGUGGGUGUCAGAGGCCAAGCGCCAGGAGCUGCUGGGGCGGCUGCGGGCCGGGAGCUUGGCGCUGGCCGAGCUGGCCACGCUGCUCACCCUCCUGGUGGAGGAGGCGGCGCAGCGCGGCAGCAGCGUGAAAUUCACGGGCCUCAGGAGGCAGGUGAGUGCCUCGGACCUGCUGGACUCGGGCAUCAUCGACACGGGCACGCUGGCCGAGCUGGUGCAGGGCGCCAGGACGGUGCAGGAGGUGACGCAGAUGGCCUCGGUCAAGCGCUACCUGGAUGGCACGGGCGUCAUCGCCGGCGUGCUGGUGCCCUCCAAGGCCGACCCAAGCAAGAUGGAGAAGAUGAGCAUCUACCAGGCCAUGUGGAAGGGCAUCCUGAGGCAGGGCACGGCGCUGGUGCUGCUGGAGGCCCAGGCGGCCACCGGCUUCCUGGUGGACCCGGUCAAGAACCAGAAGCUCUCCGUGGACGAGGCCGUGUCCUCUGGGCUGGUGGGCAGCGAGCUGCACGAGAAGCUGCUGUCGGCGGAGAGGGCCGUGACGGGCUACUCCGACCCCUACACGGGGGACAAGAUCUCCCUGUUCCAGGCCAUGAAGAAGGAGCUGAUCGUCAGGGACCACGGCAUCCGCCUGCUGGAGGCCCAGAUCGCCACCGGCGGCAUCAUCGACCCCGUGCACAGCCACCGCCUGCCCGUGGAGGUGGCCUACAAGCGUGGCUACUUCGACCAGGAGAUGAGCCAGAUCCUGUCCGACCCCGGCGACGACACCAAGGGCUUCUUUGACCCCAACACGCACGAGAACCUGACCUACCUGCAGCUGCUGCGCCGCUGCGUGCCCGACCCGGACACGGGCCUUUAUUUCCUCAAUAUUGUGACAGAAACGCUGGCAGUACCUGUCGGGCAGGUGACAGAAACACCGCCGGUACCUGCUGAGCAGGUGACAGAAACACCACCGGUACCUGCUGAGCUGGUGACAGAAACACCAUGGGUACCUGCUGAGCAGGUGACAGAAACACCACUGGUGACAGAAACACCACUGGUACCUGCUGAGCUGGUGACAGAAACACCGCAGGUACCUGCCCAGCAGGUGACAGAAACACCACCGGUACCUGCUGGGCAGGUGACAGAAACACCGCAGGUACCUGCCCAGCAGGUGACAGAAACACCACCGGUACCUGCUGAGCUGGUGACAGAAACACCACCUGUACCUGUCGGGCAGGUGACAGAAACACCACUGACCCUCCGAGCACCCCGCAGGAGCAGGAUUGAGAGGAAGAUGAGGAACAUGAGUGGACGCUCCCAGAACGGUGAGCACAGAGAGACGGGCAGGGACGGCAGCAGCUUCAUCGCCGGAGUCUUCCUCCAGGCCAAGGGGAAGAAACUGAGCAUCCACGAGGCCAUGGUGAGGGGGCUGCUGAGCCCGGGCACGGCGCUGGUGCUGCUGGAGGCGCAGGCGGCCUCGGGGCUGCUCACGGACCCCGGCAGUGCCGCGCGGCUCUCGGUGGCAGAGGCGCUGGCUCGGGGGCUCGUGGGCCACGACUUCUACGAGAAGCUGCUGUCGGCCGAGGGAGCCGUGACGGGGUACACGGAGCCCUACACGGGCCGCAGGAUCUCCCUGUUCCAGGCCAUGCAGAAAGGGCUCAUCGUCAGGGACCACGGCAUCCGCCUGCUGGAGGCCCAGAUCGCCACCGGCGGCAUCAUCGACCCCGUGCACAGCCACCGCCUGCCCGUGGAGGUGGCCUACAAGCGUGGCUACUUUGACCAGGAGAUGAGCCAGAUCCUCUCCGACCCCGAGAAUCAAACCAGGACUUGCUUCGACCCCAACACGCACGAGAACCUGACCUACCUGCAGCUGCUGCGCCGCUGCGUGCCCGACCCGGACACGGGGCUGCUGAUGCUGCAGCUGAUGGACAAGGGCUCCGCACUCCACCAGCUGAGCGAGGAUGCCCGCAGAGCCCUGCAGGCCGCCCGCACCACGCUGGCUGUGGGGCUCUUCCAGGGCCAGAGCGUCACCGUCUGGGAGCUCCUCUUCUCCCGCUACGUCCCUGAGCACCGGAGAGAGGAGCUGCUGAGGAGAUACAAGGCAGGGGCAGUGAGCAUUGCAGAGAUGAUCGACGUCCUCACCGCCACCGUCACAGCGGCAGAAAGGGACAAUGGGGCUCUGGGCUCAUCCACAGCCAAGCCCAACAGUGAGGUGAAGGCGUCACCUCCAGCUCAGGACACGCAGGCCCAGGAGCAGCAGCUGAGGAAGUCCCUCAAGUCCAUGACGGUCCAUGUCACUGCUGGGGAGUUCCGGGGGCAGAAGGUUUCUGUGCUGGACCUGCUCUUCUCCAGAUACGUCCCUCAGGGGAGGCGGCAGGAACUGCUGGAGCUGUACAGGGCAGGGAUACUGAGCACAGAGCAGGUGGGCGCCGUGGUCACCACCAUGGUGAACCGGGCGGAGGCCGCAAACGCCGCACGGGUGGCGAAGGCCAGGGGCACACACAGGGCAGAGGCAGCGGCACAGGAGGAUGGAGAGGAUUGUUCAGAACACCUGGAUGAGGCCCUGAGGUCCACCAGCAUCAGUGUGCCUGCUGGAGAGCUGCAGGGACAGCAGGUGUCUCUGUGGGACCUGAUCUUCUCUGAUUACAUCCCCGAGGAGAAGAGGGAGGAGCUGCUGGAGCUGUACCACGAAAGGUUAUUAACUCUGGAGCACAUGACAACUGUUGUCAGCACUCUGAUUAGGAAAAAAGAAUCUGCAGGCAGGAAAUUGCACAUUACAGUCAAGAGUUCCAACAAGGAUCCUGAGGCAGCAGCAGGAGAGGAACGUGAUGAGAAACCCCCCAAAGAGGAGCCCUGGAAAACAACCCUGAAAACCACAAUGGUCCACAUGGAGGCUGCGGAGUUCCGGGGCCGCGAGGUCUCGCUGUGGGACCUGCUGCACUCCCGCUACAUCCCCGAGGAGAACAGGAGGGAGCUGAUGGCAGCAGCAGAGAGAGCAGAGCCCGUGAGUGGUCCCAGGGCAGAGGCGGUAGCUGCAGAGGCUGAACCCACACCCCUGGAUGGGGACAGAACCUGGGAGGAGACCCUGAAGGCCACCAGAGCCGAGGUGUCCGUGGGGGAGUUCCAGGGUGGAGAGACCUCCCUGUGGGACCUGCUCUUCUCUGACCACAUCCCCGAGGAGAAGCGUCAGGAGCUGCUGGAGCUGUACCGUGGGGGGACCCUGCCCUUGGAGCAGUUAAUCCUUGUUGUCACCACUCUCAUCAAGAAAAAGGAAUCUGCAGGCAGGAGAUUUGACAUUUCAGUCAAGAGUUCCAACAAGGACCCCGAGAAAGCAGCAGGAGAGGAAAGUGACCACCAUCCCAAGGAGGAACCCUGGAAAACAACCCUGAAAACCACAAUGGUCCACGUGGAGGCUGCGGAGUUCCAGGGCCGCGAGGUCUCGCUGUGGGACCUGCUGCACUCCCACUACAUCCCCGAGGAGAACAGGAGGGAACUGCUGGAGCUCUACGAGGCAGGAGAGCUGAGCCUGGAGCAGGUGAGGACCGUUGUCACCACCAUUGUCACCAGGAUGGCAGCAGCGGAGAGAGCAGAGCCCGUGAGUGGUUCCAGGGCAGAGCCGGUGGCCACAGAGGCUGAACCCAUAGUCCUGGAUGGGGAUAGAACGUGGGAGGAGACCCUGAAGGCCACCAGAGCCGAGGUGUCUGUGGGGGAGUUCCAGGGCGGAGAGACCUCCCUGUGGGACCUGCUCUUCUCCGACCACAUCCCCGAGGAGAAGCGUCAGGAGCUGCUGGAGCUGUACCGUGGGGGGACCCUGCCCUUGGAGCAGUUAAUCCUUGUUGUCACCACUCUCAUCAAGAAAAAGGAAUCUGCAGGCAGGAAAUUCCAAAUUUCAGUCAAGAGUUCCAACAAGGACCCCGAGACAGCAGCAGGAGAGGAACGUGAUGAGAAACCCCCCAAAGAGGAGCCCUGGAAAACAACCCUGAAAACCACAAUGGUCCACGUGGAGGCUGCGGAGUUCCGGGGCCGCGAGGUCUCGCUGUGGGACCUGCUGCACUCCCGCUACAUCCCCGAGGAGAACAGGAGGGAGCUGAUGGCAGCAGCGGAGAGAGCAGAGCCCGUGAGUGGUUCCAGGGCAGAGCCGGUGGCCACAGAGGCUGAACCCACAGCCGUGGAUGGGGAUGGGGCCUGGGAGGAGACCCUGAAGGCCACCAGAGCUGAGGUGUCAGUGGGAGAGUUCCAAGGCAGGCAGGUGUCCCUGUGGGACCUGCUCUUCUCUGACCACAUCCCCGAGGAGAAGCGUCAGGAGCUGCUGGAGCUCGACAGCCUGGAGCAGCACCUCAGGGCCCUCCCCGCUCACACCAUGGACCUGCUGCGCUCUGAGGGCUCCUACAUCACCUGUGACCCGUCCCAGCAGCGCCGGGUGUCCGUGUGGGAGCUGCUCUCCUCCAAGCAGGUCUCCGAGUACAAGCGGGAGGCGUGCCUGGACACCUACCCCUCGGGAGGGCUGACGGUGAACAGGAUCACCAUCACCACCACCGUCACCACCGGGCCCCGGCUGGAGCAGAGCCACCCCCGGCACCACUGA
Molecule: messenger RNA, 16098 nt
Organism: Agelaius phoeniceus (red-winged blackbird)
Lineage: Eukaryota; Metazoa; Chordata; Aves; Passeriformes; Icteridae
Source: RefSeq, a predicted model, not a curated record